ACGCUGGCCACAAGGGGGCGCCCUGCGACUGCGUCUGGGCCCGUGCGCUCCAGGCCCCGCGGCGAUGGCCGACGCUGCGCGUUACAGCGCUCUUUGCAGGGCAGGGUUGAGGCUAGAGUACCUGUAUGCAAACUCCACAACACACGACUUUUUAUUUGGAGCCAUCGCUGAACUGAUUGACAAUUCCCGAGAUGCGGAUGCCACCAGACUUGACAUAUAUACAGUGAAUAACGAGGACCUGCAAGGAGGAUUUCUGCUGUGCCUUUUGGACAAUGGAUGUGGCAUGACUCCUCGAAAAACUGUGGAUCUUGUGCACUUCGGAAGAUCCUCUAAGCGGGACAGGCCUGACAUGAUUGGAUGCUAUGGCAACGGGCUUAAAUCAGGGUCCAUGCGCAUAGGGAAAGACUUAAUAUUAUUCACCAAGGAAGAGAAUACAAUGACAUGUCUCCUUUUGUCUCAGACGUUUUGUGAAACAGAAGGUCUCAGUGAGGUUAUAGUCCCAAUUCUUUCAUGGUCAAGUCAUACAAGAGAGCCAAUAAUAGACAAUCCAGAGACGUUUGCUAUACAGUUGUCCAUAAUUUACAAAUAUUCACCUUUUAAGAAUAAUGCUGAACUGGUGAAGCAGUUUGAUGCCAUUUAUGGAAAAACAGGAACCUUGCUGGUAAUAUACAAUCUGAAACUCACUCUCAGUUUUGAGCCAGAACUUGAUAUCCUAACAGAUGAGGAGGAUAUGUUGCUUGCUGUGGCACCUGAGAACCUUCCAGAACGACAGUCGCUGAGAGCCUACACAGCUAUAUUGUACUUAGACCCACGAAUGAAGAUAUUCAUUCAAGCCAAGGAAGUAAAAACCAAGUGUUUGCCACAUUGCUUUUACAGACCCAGGAUGUAUCCAUACAUAUCAUCUUCGUUCAAACACGUUGCUAGAAAUGAACUGCAAAAGGCAGAAAAGGAUGUGAAGGCUGCUGAAGAUGCUGUGAAAGAAGCCAAGUGCACGCUACAGCAGUCACAGGACUCCCUCUUCCAGGAAAAACUUGAGCUCGCAUUAAUGGACGCAGUGGAGAAUGAAAAGAAAAUGAGGGAAACAUUGAAAGACAAGCAGAGAAAUCUGAAACAACCCAAAAAGCUCUUCUUAACAUUUGGAGUCAACAUUCUGAACAGAAGUCAAUAUGGCAUGCUUAUCUACAGCAAUAAACGCUUGAUCAAGAUGUUUGAGAAAGUUGGACCACAGAAGAAUAGAGGAUCUUAUUUUGGUUCCGGAGCUGUAGGGAUCGUGGAUGUGCCGUGCGAAAUCAUGGAGCCAACGCACAACAAGCAGGCCUUUGCAAACACCAGGGAAUAUAACCGCUUGUUGAAGGCAAUGGAAAACUGUCUUGUUCAGUAUUGGAAAGACAUAGGAUUGAGUCAAAAAGAAGAAGCCUUGUUCUGGAACGAUUUUGGGUAUCUGAGUAAGAACUGGUCUGAUAAACCUAAAGAGAGCAUCCAGUACAAGAGAAGGCGGGCCGUGGAAAUCCCUGACAUUGUUCAGUGUGAUAUUUGCCUCAAAUGGAGACUCCUGUCAUAUGACACCAGUAUAAAACACGGAGGGCAUCACGGCACCUGGAACUGCAGACAGAAUCCUAACCCUCUCGAAAAUAAGUGUGGUGCACCAGAAUGUUUGCCCCGCAUCCCUUUGGGCACCUUCAACCCAACUCAGUCAAAGAAUGACAAACAAAAGCUCGUCGUAGAUGCCAUUCGGCAACGUAAAUGGAGGCUGGAAAAUCUGGAACAGAAACUUCACUUGAUACAACCCCAUACAAUUGUCCAGCCUACAGCUGACAGCAAAACUCAUAAGGAUAAGAUGCUGUGCGAGAGAAAAGCUUUUCAUAAAGAUCCACAUCCAGCCUGCAGACGUUUGAUUAAGAGUAGUACAAAUAAAAGACGCACACAGCACUCGAGCCAUCAAAAGGAGCCACCUGCAAAGCAAAUGGCUUGCCCUCAAAGGAGACAGCAUCCUUGUCAGGAAGAAAAAUGUUCCCUUUCAGCGGAGGAGGAGGAGAAGGAUCAUGAUAUAUCAGAGGUGUCACCUAUUGAAACACAAGAUGAAAAGCCAUGUAAUGAAAAGCUUGAGUUCAGCAAAACUGAAGCGGAUAGCAAGCAAGAAAUCAUUUGCAUUAUACUAUCUGACAGUGACACCGAAGUUACGCCAGAAGAUGAAGACGUUAUUUUCCUGUACAAAGAAGAAAAACAGGAAGAGUGUGAUGAAAAGGGAGGCAGUGCAUUCAGCCCAAAUAAUUGUUUUGAUUUUGAGAAAAAACAUUUGCCACCAGCGAACUUGGAAAGUGACUCCAUGGAGACCUCAGAAGACGACAGCAAAGAGCAAGCUCUUGUUGCUGAGCAGGAGUCUAAUGAUGCAGUUUUGCACACAUGUGGGGAUCCCCAGAGCAUUUCUGAAAACAAAAUGGUAGAAACAUUGACAGCUCGCAUCAAAGAGAUCCUGCUAUACUUUUUACCCAAAUGCAAUCUUACAAGAGAACAUCUUUCUUCUAUGACCCCUGAAGACAUUUUAUCUAUGUUCAAGCUGAACAGGGAUUCUGAGCGGAAUAAGGCUGUGCCUGUGGACAUAAUUCAGUAUUUUUCGCAAUAUGAUGAACAACUUUUUGAAAAACUCCUGUCUAUAAGGCAGCAUGGGCUUCUAGCCAAACAAGCUGCUGAAAAAAAGAUUAGUCUGUGUGGGACGCAAAUAAAAGCGACAGAAGGACGAAUUAAGCAUCUGCAGGAGAAAGUAGCACAAUUACUACUGCGCAUCCAUCCACAUCUUCAAAUAGAUAACCAGGAAGACUUUGACAACAUCCUAGAAAAGGUUCUAAAGAAAGACAGACAUGAGAGCAUUGGUCCUUGUGAACAGUUAACACCACAAAAUUAAGCUGAACUUUCUUUGUUCCAUGAAGAAAUUGGGAAGAGUCUUAGCACUUGAUAAUGUAUGGCCAAAAAUAUAAAUAGAUAGCAAACAAGCCACACAGGACACAAUCUUCCUUGAAACCUUAAAUAUUACAGCAGAGCUUGUAGAGGAAAUGAUAUGGAUGGUGUCAUCCUAAGUAUGUUUUGUUCUUUGCCUACCAUAUUUUGGUGGUGUCGCAUCCAGCCCUACUUGCACUGCUGCGGUGUAAUUUCUCUUCAUUUCAGUGGAACACGCCACACAAAUGUGUGGACAUGGUUCAGCCAAAUGGGUCCUUGUGAAUAUUAUGUAGUGGGGGGAAAACACCCUGAAACAUUUGUUGUUGCUUUAAAAGUGAUUUCUGUUUGUUUGGAAAUAAUAACCUCACUAAACAUAAAAUGUUAACUUCUAUGAA
Podarcis raffonei (Aeolian wall lizard) is the source of this 3329-nucleotide messenger RNA. It is a transcript of the gene MORC1, whose product is annotated as MORC family CW-type zinc finger 1. Bases 65 to 2902 code for a protein of 945 amino acids. Gene Ontology annotation, cellular component: nucleus. The transcript has 27 exons. NCBI's taxonomy places the organism in Eukaryota, Metazoa, Chordata, Lepidosauria, Squamata, Lacertidae. Gene Ontology annotation, molecular function: zinc ion binding. The record is from RefSeq and is a predicted model, not a curated record.